Molecule: messenger RNA, 516 nt
Organism: Oppiella nova
Lineage: Eukaryota; Metazoa; Arthropoda; Arachnida; Sarcoptiformes; Oppiidae
Source: the annotation of a GenBank genome assembly
AAAAUUCAAACUUUUCAAUAGUUUUUUGAAAUCCUGUCAAAACACAAACUCUCAAUAAUGGCCAACAAAUUCUUUGUUCUCGCGAUCGCUUUCGCGUUCAUCGCCGCCGUCGCCGCCAUCAGUGGUGUGAAAGACUGGGCCGGAAAUUACUACGACCUCACCACUGGCCAGUACUCCAGCUCAUUGACUGGUCGCGUGUACAACACGUACGGAGCACCGGCUGUUGUGGCCGCUUCGCCCUACGCUUCGCCCUACGCUUACGCCGCACCACUUCACGCACCUCUGGCCGCACCUCUUGGCUACAGCGCCUACACCUAUGCGGCGCCCUAUCCUCUGGCCUACAACUCCCUACUCCUCAAGAAGUAGACGUAUUCCCCGAUUACUUCUCAUUAAGACAUCAAUUUUCUCAGCAUUUGAUACCUAAGUCUAAAAACUUCUAAAUUAAACAAAUUCGUGUCUUUAAAUCGUUGUAAAUAUAUAAUUGGUUUACAAUAAAAAUGUAGUUAAUAGCAAAAA